Messenger RNA from Opisthorchis viverrini, 1650 nucleotides. RefSeq lists its product as hypothetical. NCBI's taxonomy places the organism in Eukaryota, Metazoa, Platyhelminthes, Trematoda, Opisthorchiida, Opisthorchiidae. The coding region runs from base 1 to 1650 and encodes 549 amino acids. The record is from RefSeq and is a predicted model, not a curated record. The transcript has 3 exons. Gene Ontology annotation, cellular component: extracellular region. Gene Ontology annotation, biological process: SMAD protein signal transduction; BMP signaling pathway. Gene Ontology annotation, molecular function: cytokine activity; growth factor activity.
AUGUUCUGGCGCCGUCAUUUUGGUGAGUCCACGCCAUUUCACCUGACUUCGGUCGCGCUGCAAGCUUCUGGUGGAAUUAAGAUGCUUCCCUUUGGAGUAAUUGCAAAAGGACCUAAGAUUAAGCGUGUGGCCACACCCACUUUGACUGCUGGAUCCCCGUCAUCUCAACCAGGUCCAAGUCCCAUCACUGGAGGAUCAGAUGAGUCCACGUACACACAACCCGCUGUGCAACAGCAAACUCAAUCGUCAGACACAGAAGAGCAUGGCUCCAAAUGGGCCAGAACGAGGCGUUCGACCAAUCCGUUUUCGCCACUUGAAAGCGAACAUAAUCUCUUCUUUAAACUGGCUGAUAUGCCAGGGAACGAGCAACUUCUGGCAGCAAGUAUUCGUCUCCGAUAUGUCCCCACAGAGGAUUGGAACCGGACAACCGUAAACACACAAUGUAGGGAUACGGCUCACCACGAGAAAUGGCCAGUCACCGUUUGGCUCCACUACAAUUCACCAGUCAAGUCAGACACAUAUGAAACUAAAACGAUUGGUUCGUUUGAACCGGACACUGAGUACUGUGGUCAGACCAGUGAUGAAUCAAACGGAAAACUGAUUCACUUUCCUGCCGGUUGGUUCAACAUUCCAUUGAAUGAAGUUAUCCUGGCAAUGCUACGGGAAGUCAGCAGCCGAAAUAACGGUUCAAACGGGGACCGCACAAACAACGAUGGACGUGUCAUAUCGAUGCGUGUGCGCAGCCUAGUAUCCGACUUACAUUUUCCAACCCACACAGAACAAGUUCUGCGGUUGAAGAAGCCGGAUAGCACGGGUGAAAAACAGUACCUUGAUACUCAGUGGCUGCAUGAAGCUCCUCAUCUGUUCACUUUCCACCGCGAUCCAGCGUUAGUCGAGCAUGUUAGACGAACCCGUCGAUCGGUUCCUUUGUCGCUCGAAACACCAGUGGAAUCUUCCACGAUCAAAUCAACCACGGAGAGCCUGAGGACCAAGGUGCAAGAUGGUGGCACAUUCAUGAAACGUUACAAAAAGCUUCAGCAACUGCUCCAAUCCAAACUCCAGAACACUGAUCGUAAACGACGUCCUCGAAGACGUGCCUACUACCAGCGCCGUCAAAGUCGAUCAAGUCACGAUCAGUGGCGAUCUUCUGCCAACACAUACCAAUAUCGUCAACAUAGUUCAGCCAACGGAUAUAGAGACCAGAGAGCGUACAACUCCAAACGGUACACGAAAGAAGAAUCCCGAGGGACGGGUAUGUCAAAAACCGCCGAGCAAUACGGAUAUGACUCAUCAGACGCGCUGAGUGUGGACAUGAACAGUCCGAACUACCUGGACAGCCUGUGUCAGCGUCGUGAGCUGAUUAUCGAUUUUGCAGCAGUUGGCUGGGCCGGAUGGGUUAUUGCCCCCACGUCGUACAAUGCUCGGUACUGUCAAGGUCAGUGUCCGUUUCCCCUGUCCACUCACUACAACACAACGAACCACGCAGUACUGCUACAACUGGUUCACCUGCUUGAUGCCGCCCGAAUUCCCGGGCCAUGCUGUGUUCCAAACCAGCUAUCUCCACAAUCACUGCUCUAUCACACACAGUCGGGUGACGUUGUCCUUCGUGUAUAUCAGGACAUGGUAGUGGAAAGUUGUGCAUGUCGGUGA